Molecule: messenger RNA, 1143 nt
Organism: Penicillium manginii
Lineage: Eukaryota; Fungi; Ascomycota; Eurotiomycetes; Eurotiales; Aspergillaceae
Product: phospholipase D regulator
Exons: 3
Coding region: 1-1143 (380 amino acids)
Biological process (GO): positive regulation of catalytic activity
Cellular component (GO): fungal-type vacuole; cell periphery
Source: RefSeq, a predicted model, not a curated record
AUGGAUGCGAAUAGCUCCAAACAAGGCGCUCUGGGACGUGUCCUCAGUGAAAAACUUUCUGAAAAGCUUACCUCCGGCCCGUCAUCACCAAUUGUACCCGCGCCCUCGAACCAUCUGAGCAUCGAUACCCAGGCCGCAGCUCUGCGCAAUGGUGCUUACGACUCACCAGCCACCGCGUCGCGAAUUCCAAAUGGGCAGAUAGAAGAACUCGUACGAUCGCAACAUUUCACUUUAAGAACUCUGCCUCCAUGGAUUCAGUCUGUUGAAGCCGCCGACGACGAAGGAGAGGAUGCCACAGCAGCCGAUCGCCUUUUACCUUCUCAACCGAGCGAUGCAUUUGUAGCUCAGCAUAAUCAUUCACCUCAUGCCUCGUCAAGCCACCACUAUACCCCAUCACCACAACAACCGCUUUUUGAGGAUGACCGUUCGCCCUCCACGGAACGCGAAUCACGCUGGAUAACAUUCUCGCGAUCUAUACAAUACCCUCGGGAACAUGGUACCGAGAAUAAAGAAGUCACACCGGAAUGGUUGCUCGAGAACCAUGGCAGUUACGCGGAUCCCUGGCGAGGGAAGCACCUCGAAGGCGACAGCCCGGAGUAUCCCUUGCACUCGAAAAAUCGUCGGGAGAUCUGGUUCAAGCGGUUCCAGAGUACUCUUCUCAAAAGUCCAAUCGUGCCGCUGAUCUUACGUUUAACUGUCUGGUGCUUCUCGCUCUCUGCUCUCGCUUUGGGUGGAUCUAUCCAACAUUACUCUAAUCAAGGCACCCACUCCCAAGGGCCAUCUGCCCUAAUGGCCAUCAUUGUCGAUGCCGUCGCCCUGGUCUAUCUACUUUAUAUUACGUUUGAUGAAUACACCUCAAAGCCCCUGGGCCUGCGUUCGCCUUCGGCAAAGGCACGACUUAUCUUGUUGGAUCUGGUUUUCAUCGUCUUCGAUUCUGCCAACCUUAGCUUGGCAUUUGAUUCUUUAUCAGAGGUGACUGGAUCAUGUACCGAAGCAGAGGUCAACCAACAAAUAGACCCUCGUAACGACAGGAUUUGUGUUCGCCAGAAAGCCUUGGCAUCGGUUCUCCUGGUGGCUCUGCUUGCCUGGCUAAUGACAUUCUGCAUCAGUGUCCUCCGGCUUGUUGAGAGGGUGAAACAUUGA